Solanum pennellii is the source of this 629-nucleotide messenger RNA. RefSeq names its product 60S ribosomal protein L37a. Gene Ontology annotation, biological process: translation. Gene Ontology annotation, molecular function: structural constituent of ribosome. The transcript has 5 exons. Gene Ontology annotation, cellular component: ribosome. The record is from RefSeq and is a predicted model, not a curated record. Bases 139 to 417 code for a protein of 92 amino acids. Lineage: Eukaryota; Viridiplantae; Streptophyta; Magnoliopsida; Solanales; Solanaceae.
CAACCCGAAUGUCACAAAUAAUGGGCCGAUCAAUUAUACACACUAUACUUCUUUUGACGCUACAAAAAUAAACCCUAGUUUUUCUUUGCUCUCACCCUUCAGAAGCAGCCGUUCCAAAUCCUCCAUCAACACUAAAAAAUGACUAAGAGGACCAAGAAGGCUGGAAUCGUUGGGAAGUAUGGUACCCGUUAUGGUGCCAGUCUGCGUAAGCAGAUUAAGAAAAUGGAGGUUAGUCAGCACAGCAAGUACUUCUGUGAGUUUUGUGGAAAGUAUGCAGUAAAGAGGAAAGCAGUGGGAAUUUGGGGUUGCAAAGAUUGCGGCAAGGUCAAAGCUGGUGGUGCUUACACAUUGAACACUGCGAGUGCUGUUACAGUUAGGAGUACAAUCCGAAGACUGAGGGAGCAGACUGAGAGUUAGAGCAAUUGUCCCCUUCUGGCGGUGCAGCUUAUGAUCCUACUUAUCUCGACAUGUUUUUCAAUUUUUGAGUAUUUUAUGUUGUGAGAUCAAGAUAUGUUCCUCAAUUUGAGUACUUUAUGUUCUGAACAUCUCAAUUAGACAUUAGUAUAAAACUGUGUUUUUCAGACAAUUAUUUACUGAUGCAUUUUGUUGCCAUUACUUCUUUAUGCUUA